UGACGAGCCUCUGCGUGACGUGUGGGCGGGCGGAUUUGAAUUUGAGCGGAGGAGGAGGAAGGCGGCGGUGUUGGAGUUCAGUCACAAUGAGACGAAGCUCAAAGAUCACUAGAAGCAGCGGUCGGCAAUCUAUGAUGGCACUGAGAGUGCAGGACAACAACAAGAUGGGUCUUCAAACACCUCAGAUGGUGGACAAAGGUACCUUUGGGAAGCUGAGCAUGAGCAAACCUACACCUGCAACUUCAGAAAGAAAAAUCAGCAUUUUUGGGAAGAGAGCUAGUGUGACUGGAGGGUCACGCAACAGUCAGUACGGUGUGUUCGGUACAGAAAAGAUAAAGGAUCCCAGGCCACUCCAAGAAAAGGCAUUCAUCCAACAAUGUAUCAAGCAGCUUUGUGAGUUUCUGGUUGAGAAUGGUUAUGCCCAUAAUGUUUCCAUGAAAUCGCUACAGUCUCCAUCAGUUAAGGACUUUUUAAAAAUCUUCACUUUUAUCUAUGGGUUUCUCUGCCCUUCUUAUGAACUGCCUGACUCAAAAUUUGAAGAGGAAAUUCCCAAAAUUUUUAAGGAGCUUGGGUACCCCUUUCCUCUGUCAAAAAGCUCCCUGUACACAGUGGGAGCACCACACACCUGGCCUCAGAUAGUGACAGCUUUGGUUUGGCUAAUUGAUUGUGUCAAGUUGUACACUGCCAUGAGGGAAAAUGCACCAUCCUUUGAGGAGGGACAGAGCUGGGGAGGAGAGACGGAUGAUGGAAUUGUACAUAAUAAGGUUUUCAUGGACUAUGCUGUGAAGUGCUAUGAGCUUUUCAUGAAAGGGAGAGAUACUUUUGAAGAAUUGGAUGCCGAAGUGCAGUCAAAAUUAAAGGAUUUAUUUAAUAUAGAUGAAUUCCAGAUAGAAGGUUUAGCAGCUGACAACAAAAGACUUCAGGAAGAGAUUGCAAGACUAGAAAAAGAAAAGGAAAGUGAGCCGGAUCGCAGAGUAACACUACGAAAUGUGAAAUCGUCUCUUCAAGCAGAUGUCCAGAAAUACCAGGCUUAUUUGGCUAAUCUGGAAUCUCAUAUAGCCAUCCUUGAUCAAAAAAUGGAAAGUGUUACUGAUGAAGUUGAGUCAGCAAAAUUGGAAGUAGAAGCAAUGAAGCAGGAGAAUGCCCGGCUCCAGCACAUCUUUGACAACCAAAAGUACUCAGUUGCAGACAUUGAGAGAAUAAAUCAUGAGAGAAAUGAGUUGCAGCAAACCAUUAAAAAGCUGACUAAGGAAGUGGAAGCAGAAGAACAUCAGCUGUGGAAUGAAGAGCUAAAAUAUGCUAGGAAUAAAGAGGCGAUAGAAAUACAACUGGCAGAAUAUCAUAAACUGGCUCGAAAGCUGAAAUUAAUUCCAGUAAGUGCUGAGAAUUCCAAAGGCUUUCACUUUGAGAUUCAGUUUAAUCCUGAGGAAGGACCAAACUGCCUAGCCAAAUACAGAGCCCAGAUCAACGCUCCCCUUAUGGAGAUCAUAAACCAGACAGAGGAAGACAUUAGGAAAGCUACUGAACGGAAAAUGUCUUCGGAAGAUGCUUUCGAACAGGUGAAUGCAAUGGUAGCGGAUGCAAAAAGCAGUGUAAAAAUGCUGACAGAAGAAGCUGAAAAGCUGGAUGAUCUUUACCAUCAGAAACUUAAGGAAGUAGAAGAAGAAGAGCAAAAAUGUGCAAAUGAACUGGAAUUGUUAAAGAAGCAUAAACAAUUACUUGAGAGUGGUGUCAAUGAAGGUCUCAGUGAAGCCACAAAUGAAUUGCAUGAUCUCCAACGACAAUAUCAAGUCGUUGUGCAAACAACAACAGAAGAGAGCAGAAAAGCUGGUGAUAACUUGAGUCGUCUUUUAGAAGCGAUUGGUACUCAUGUAGCAUCUGUAGGGAAAUACCUGGUUGAACAGAACAUGAAAAUUGAGAGAGAUUAUGAAGAAUUCAUGUCUGAAGAUCUGUUGUCAGACUUGAACAGAAUUCUAGACAGUUAUAAAAAGAAGGCUGAAAGUCUGUAAUUACCAAAAAAGUGAAGAUGAAAAUUUUGCAUUUCUGAAUGGUAUGGGGCCUUUUAAAAGGAAGGGUACUUCUGAUGUUUAGCAGUGAAACUAGAUUUAAGUUUAAGGAAGUAUUUAUUAACUUCUUUUGUUUUGAAGAUGUGUUGAAGAAUUAAAAAAAAAAAUUUGCAUUUUCUUAAAAAAGGCUUUGCUUACACUUCCUACUUACAGUAUCUUAUAUAUCCUUACAAACAUCUGUGACAGAACAAGUGCGGAACAACUGCAUUUUGUUUUUUCUUUACAAUCAAAUAAUUUUCUGGGAAUAUCACUACAACAGAAAUAGAGUUAACCUGUUAAAAUAACAAAGCAGAGUGGAAUUAAGAUGGAACCACAAGUGACAACACCAAUGCAGAGGGUACUGACAACUUGAAAUAGUGCUACUCAAAAAUAACUAGUGGGUUUUGUAAAUGUGCCAGAUUGCUAACUGAUAAGUUAUACUUUCCCUUCUAGAGUAUAGUUUGUGCAUUUCAUGUAUACAUGUGCAUUUAGGGCACAUACGUGACCAUAAUGCUUAUACAGGAGUCUUGUAAAUAGUCUAGGAAAAAAAAGAGUAGUUUAAAAACGAAGUUCUCUCUCUAGGUGCUUAUGAUCCCAGAUGAAACCUCAUUGAACUUGUUGAAGAUAUAUGCCAGAGAUAGCUCUAAGCAGGACAACACAGGAAUUCUGGCUGUAUGUCUUAUUAGUUGUAGGUUUGGCUGAUGUUAGAUACAUCAAAAUGGUCUAAAAUGUGUCUGCAUUCUGUUUGUUCAACCAGUAGGACAGACUAUUUGAUUUUUCUUCCCCAGGAAAGUAGCAAUAAAAUUAGAGUAUGGGAACCUCCAGUCCAAAAACAUUGAAGAAAAUGUAUCAGUGGAAUGCUAUGUGGAAGUAGUAUUCUAUAAUCUACUCUGAAUAUAAUUUUGUGUUAAGAAAAAUAAAAAAAUAAACCCC
Manacus vitellinus (golden-collared manakin) is the source of this 2978-nucleotide messenger RNA. It is a transcript of the gene NDC80, whose product is annotated as NDC80 kinetochore complex component. Lineage: Eukaryota; Metazoa; Chordata; Aves; Passeriformes; Pipridae. Gene Ontology annotation, biological process: attachment of mitotic spindle microtubules to kinetochore. The transcript has 17 exons. The record is from RefSeq and is a predicted model, not a curated record. Bases 87 to 2009 code for a protein of 640 amino acids. Gene Ontology annotation, cellular component: Ndc80 complex.